Messenger RNA from Erigeron canadensis, 1189 nucleotides. Its product is annotated as G patch domain-containing protein 8. Bases 120 to 1025 code for a protein of 301 amino acids. Gene Ontology annotation, molecular function: nucleic acid binding. Lineage: Eukaryota; Viridiplantae; Streptophyta; Magnoliopsida; Asterales; Asteraceae. The transcript is spliced from 8 exons. The record is from RefSeq and is a predicted model, not a curated record.
UAUCUAUAUAGAUCGAUGAAUUGAAGUUAAAUUAAAUUCGAUUUAAUUCCGUCUUAGUCUCAACAGUUUCUUGUCAUCAGUUGCAGGUUUAAGGCUUGAAGUGUUGGUUUUGUAUUAAAAUGGAACAUAACAAACGGUAUAACAGUAGACAUGACAUGAGAAAAAGGCUACAGAAAGCAGAAAAGGCAGACGAGGCUUCUGUUCUUGAGGAAUUUGCAGAGGAAUUUCGCCUACCCAUCCAUCAUAGACCGACGGAGAACGUGAAUCUUGAUAAUGUUGAACAAGCAUCUUUAGAUACUCAAUUAACAUCUACGAAUGUUGGUUUUCGACUUCUUCAAAAGAUGGGUUGGAAAGGGAAAGGUCUUGGAAAGAAUGAACAAGGAAUAACUGAACCCAUCAAGUCUGGAAUAAGAGAUUCAAAACUAGGUGUUGGGAAACAAGAGCAAGAUGAUUUCUUUACAGCAGAAGAGAAUAUACAAAGAAAGAAACUUGACAUUGAACUUGAGGAGACCGAAGAAAUUGCAAAGAAACGAGAGGUUAUAGCAGAUCGAGAGCAGAAAAUUCAAACUGAGGUCAAGGAAAUACGGAAAGUCUUCUAUUGUGAGCUUUGCAACAAGCAGUACAAAUUAGCAGUUGAAUUUGAAGGUCACCUGAGCUCGUAUGAUCACAAUCAUAGAAAGCGUUUUAAAGAAAUGAGAGAAAUGCAUGGAAGUAGCAGUCGUGAUGAUAGACAAAAACGUGAACAACUACGUCAGGAGAAGGAGAUGGCCAAGUUUGCUCAGAUGGCUGAUGCCCAUAAGCAGCAACAGCAGCAGCAACAGCUACAACAACAGCAAGAGGACUCAGAGAAAAGUAAUCAUCCUUUGAAAAAUACGACUAUUGUUGCAGAUCAGGAUCAGAGGAAGGCUUUGAAGUUUGGGUUCUCAUCAAAAGUCGGUGCAUCUAAGAAUACAGGAAAAAGUGCUGCAAAGAAGCCGAAAGUCCCUAUUGCAUCAGUUUUUGGCAAUGAUAGCGAUGAAGAGUAGUGGAUGAAGAGUAGUGGUUUCCCUGCUAUGUAAUUUGCGAAUCUGGAGUGCUGUCAUUUGCGAACAUGUGUUGUAUUUGUAAACUUAUGAUCAUCUCUUUUAGCAUGGAGUCCAUACUCAUACUUGCUAGCUGUGUUCUUCUCAAUACAACUGAAUUAUCUGCA